AUGGUGGAUGAUGAGAAGGGUAAGAGACUUGGUUUUGGUUUAGAGGGUCUAACUUUGAAUGGCCUUUGUUCAGGUUUCCCAGAUCCCAAACUAUUGUCACAACUUCAUUUGCAAUCUGAACCUCAAGCAGCCCAUAUUGUCAAAGCUACCAAGAGUAACAAAUUUUCUGUGGAUGAAGGUCUCGAUGAUGAUAAAAGAUGGGAGUAA
Sphenostylis stenocarpa is the source of this 207-nucleotide messenger RNA. Lineage: Eukaryota; Viridiplantae; Streptophyta; Magnoliopsida; Fabales; Fabaceae. The record is from the annotation of a GenBank genome assembly.